AUGACAACAAAUCUAUUUAAAAACUUGAUAUUCAAUCAUGUUAAAGAUAUCUACAGUAUGAUGAGUGGACGUGGAUCAAAGUGUGGAAGAGAUAUCAUCAAUUCACCUCAUCUUGAAAUGAUAUCUAGAUAUGCAAUGUCAUGGAACUUUAUCAAACAUUAUUUACCUGAAAAGGAUAAUGUAUUGGUAAAGAGAAGAUGGUAUGUUAUUAGUCAGUAUUGUCAACAUGAAAAUGCAACAUUGGAUACACUCAUUCAUCUAUUGGAAUGGUCACCUGAUUAUAAUCCUCAAAAUGAAUUAGAGGAAUGUCAUCAAGAUUUAUUCUAUAAUGUUGCAUCAAGAGGACAUAGAGAUAUACUAGAACUGCUGUUACAAAGGUAUCCAAAUAUCUCUAUGAAUGGUGACCCUAGAGCAAUGCAUAUUGCAUCGGCCAACGGACAUCUUUCAACAAUUCAACUAUUAUCUUCUUCAGUUGAGGGUAUAGAAUGUACAACUGAUUGUAUGGAUGAAGCAGCAUCGAAUGGUCAUUUAAAUGUUGUAAUGUAUCUCGAUCAAACUCGUAGUGAAGGGUGUAGUCAUAAUGCCAUUAAUUGGGCAUCAAGGAAUGGUCAUUUUGAUAUUGUCAAAUAUUUAAGUAGUCAUCGCACAGAAGGAUGUACAUCAGUUGCUAUGGAUAGAGCAGCUGAGAAUGGACAUUUCAAUAUUUUAGAAUAUUUACAUUUGAAUCGUAGCGAAGGAGGAAGUACAAGUAAAGCUAUGGAUAGUGCUGCUUCAAAUGGACAUUAUGAAAUUGUUGAAUGGUUAAAUCUCAAUCGUAGUGAGGAGGGAUGCACAACUGAUGCCAUUGAUUAUGCUGCAAAAAAAAAAAUGGGUAUUUAA
Molecule: messenger RNA, 879 nt
Organism: Cavenderia fasciculata
Lineage: Eukaryota; Evosea; Eumycetozoa; Acytosteliales; Cavenderiaceae
Exons: 3
Coding region: 1-879 (292 amino acids)
Molecular function (GO): protein binding
Source: RefSeq, a predicted model, not a curated record